Messenger RNA from Pteronotus mesoamericanus, 1288 nucleotides. RefSeq names its product F-box protein 4 (gene FBXO4). The coding region runs from base 2 to 1165 and encodes 387 amino acids. Gene Ontology annotation, biological process: SCF-dependent proteasomal ubiquitin-dependent protein catabolic process; protein polyubiquitination. Lineage: Eukaryota; Metazoa; Chordata; Mammalia; Chiroptera; Mormoopidae. Gene Ontology annotation, cellular component: SCF ubiquitin ligase complex. Gene Ontology annotation, molecular function: protein binding. The transcript is spliced from 7 exons. The record is from RefSeq and is a predicted model, not a curated record.
CAUGGCUGGAAGCGAGCCCCGGAGCGGAGGUGGCUCCCCUCAGGCGCACUACAGCGACUGGGGCCGCUGGGAGGCGGCCAUCCUCAGCGGCUGGAGGAACUUCUGGCAGUCGGUGGGCAAGGAGCGCGCGGCGCCGAGCGCCUCCCGCGAGGAGGUGGAGGAGGAGCCCAGCCCCCUGACGCGGCUGCCGAUUGACGUCCAGCUGUAUAUUUUGUCAUUUCUUUCGCCUCAUGACCUGUGUCAGCUGGGAAGUACAAGUCAUUACUGGAAUGAAACCGUUCGCGAUCCAAUUCUGUGGAGGUAUUUUCUGUUGCGGGAUCUCCCUUCUUGGUCUUCUGUGGACUGGAAGUCUCUUCCAGAUCUGGAAAUCCUGAAAAAGCCUGUAUCUGAGGUCAGCGACGGAGCAUUUUUUGACUACAUGGCAGUCUAUAAAAUGUGCUGUCCAUGUACAAGAAGAUCCUCAAAAUCUAGCCGUCCUAUGUAUGGAGCAGUGACCUCGUUUUUACACUCACUGAUCAUUCAGAAUGAACCACGAUUUGCAAUGUUUGGACCAGGUUUGGAAGAACUGAAUACAUCUUUGGUGUUGAGCUUGAUGUCUUCUGAGGAACUUUGCCCAACAGCUGGUUUGCCUCAGAGGCAAAUUGAUGGUAUUGGAUCAGGAGUCAGUUUUCAGUUGAGCAACCAACAUAAGUUCAACAUCCUGAUAUUAUAUUCAACUACCAGAAAGGAAAGAGAUAGAGCAAGAGAAGAGCAUACAAGUGCAGUUAACAAGAUGUUCAGUCUGCAGAAUGAAGGGGAUGAUCAACAAGGAAGCCGAUACAGUGUAAUUCCACAAAUUCAGAAGGUGUGUGAAGUUGUUGAUGGGUUCAUCUAUGUUGCAAAUGCUGAAGCUCAGAAAAGACAUGAAUGGCAAGAUGAAUAUUCUCGUAUUAUGGCAAUGACAGAUCCAGCCUUUGGAUCUUCAGGAAGACCAAUGCUGGUUUUAGCUUGUAUUUCUCAAGCAAAUGUAAAAAGAAUGCCCUGUUUUUAUUUGGCACACGAGCUCCGUCUGAAUCAUCUAAACCACCCUUGGAUGGUCCAGGAUACAGAAGCUGAAACUCUAACGGGUUUUUUGAAUGGCAUUCAGUGGAUUCUUGAAGAAGUUGAAUCUAAGCAUGCACGAUGACCCUUGUUUUAGACCUUGGGAACUGAAACCGUUUGACACUAAGGUCAUGAUGUCAUAUUUCCUCAGCCAGCUCAUUUUGUCCUGCCUUUUUGCAGGUAGGCUUUAUAUUGUAGCUGCUGUAUU